GAUAAGCCAUGCAUCCAAGCUAGCCAUGCGAUGCCGAUGCUGGCUGCCAAUGCUCAUCACAUCACUCGGCUUCAGCCGUAUCUUUUCAAUUGUUGCCUUGAGCAUGGCUUAUCUCACCAACGGGUGCUUCUUAUAAGAGAGCUUGUCCACUCGAUACCCAACAACUUAAGUACCAACCAUUGCAUCCAACAAGUGACAGGAUUCCAACUCAUCUAGUGAUCUUCCUUCGGUGUUUCAAAGGCCAACCAACUCUGAGCCUCCCAACAUAUCACAUUCGCUACUCGCCUUUCCCGUCUGGCUAUUAAUAAAUCGUCACUUUUAAGGAAACUUUUGUUGGAAUUGGGCCUCGGGUCGAUCGAUAUAAGAACAACGAGACCCUUCACCUUGUCACACACAAGUAACCGAACAUCCAUUCGUUGAUAUCAUAUCGGAAAUAAAAAAGUCCAACGAUCCGACAACACCACAAUUCAAACAAACAAUGUACUUCUCAACAUCCUUGUCGGCCUUCGCAGUCAUGAUUCUCUCGGCCUCCACAUUCGUUGCAGCGACACCUAUCCCAUGCACAGACGUAAGUACCACCAACCUCACCUUUGCCCCCAUUUUCUCCCAACCAAAUCUAACAUUCAAUCAGGCAACAAGAGACGCCAUAUUAAUGGGCCAAAUGGCACCAUCAGCAUGUUGUGUCGAAGGACUAUGUCUAGGAAACGGAAACUCGGCAGCAAGAUUCGCAUCACGAAAUGCAUAA
Molecule: messenger RNA, 745 nt
Organism: Hymenoscyphus albidus
Lineage: Eukaryota; Fungi; Ascomycota; Leotiomycetes; Helotiales; Helotiaceae
Source: the annotation of a GenBank genome assembly